Messenger RNA from Ciona intestinalis (vase tunicate), 2273 nucleotides. RefSeq names its product protein phosphatase 1 regulatory subunit 42. NCBI's taxonomy places the organism in Eukaryota, Metazoa, Chordata, Ascidiacea, Phlebobranchia, Cionidae. The record is from RefSeq and is a predicted model, not a curated record. Gene Ontology annotation, molecular function: protein binding.
UUAUUAAAAAUAUAAAAAAACUAAUGUUUUCAUUCAGACUCGUACUUUUUGUCUAAUUUCAUUUAUAAUGGUUCGUCUAACAGCCGAAUACAUUGCUCGUUGCAAUGGACAUACAAAGCGAAAACGAGAUGAGCCAACCAACCACUAUCUUAAACGUAUUACACAUCUAUACAUGGCAGAGCGAAAUAUUGAAGCAAUUGAUAAUUUGUCGCAAUGUCGAAAUUUGACCGUGCUUUAUCUGUACGACAACAAACUCAACAAAACAAUGAACUUAGGAACCGCUCUCAAUCUAACUCAUCUCUAUUUACAAAACAACAACAUAAGCAAAAUUGAGGGACUCAGGCAAUUACAGCGACUGACAAAGCUAUACCUUGGAUACAACAGUCUAUCUGUUAUUGAGGGUUUGCAGUCGCUUGAUCAACUCAAAGAACUGAAUGUUGAAUAUCAGAGACUUCCUCCUGGAGAGAAGUUGUUGUUUGAACCACGAACAUUGAUGGCGUUAUCUAAAUGCCUAACUGUGUUAAACAUAUCUGGAAACCACAUCGAUUCCUUAAAUGACCUGCAAUCAUUCACAUUACUCAACCAACUACAAGCAUGUGACAAUGAAAUCACAGACUUUGAAAGUUUAAGACCGGCACUUACAACAUGGAGGUUGUUGGCGAGGUUGGACCUUACUGGGAACACAGUGUGUGGAAGAGCAAAGUACAGAGACAAGAUUAUUGUCAUGUCACCUUCACUAGAGUCCUUGGAUGGGAAGGAUAUUUAUAGAUUGGAGCGACAGUUCUUGAUGAGUUGGAAAGCAUCGAGGGAAGCAAGGACACGACAACGACUUGAAAGUCAAAAGAAUGAAACAGAUGAUAUAGAUCUUCCACCUCUUCAUAACCGAACUUCAGCUCCAACUCCUCCUCCUCACUAUAUGAUGGGAGGACUUCCUGGAGGAAGGAAGAGAUUCGAAGCAAUCCUAGCAAAAUCUCGCAGUUUGCCAAGUUCUGCCAUGGCACCACUAAAAAUGGCAGCUCGCGUCCGCCUAGCACCGCAUACAACCCCUGCUCCACCAGUCAACUCCACAUUGAUCGAGAAUGAAGCUGAGAGACUGGAGAUGCUUGGGCAAAAGAGCAUCAGCGAUCUUGCAGACAGAAGACACUUGGAGCGUCAAAUGACACCUCACCCCAAUGCUACGAGGCAGGGCAGAAGCAAUCGAGGUCCCCUUACUUCACCCACAACGAAUGGUGGAAUUACUGGGGAUUUCCUGGGUAGUGGGGAUCCACAUGAAGCAGAAAACGGGAAAAAUGGUUUAAACCCGAUUCGUGGUGCUUUAAAAAAUGGACACGAGAACAAUAUGAUUCAUAACCAGGGUUUAACAAGGGGGAAUUAUCCAUCUCUGAGACCGGUGAAAAAACCGCACCCUUUCUGCUCCUCAUUUAAUGGUGCGAUUCUCUCAGACAGUCACUUGCCCGCUAAAAACCCAAAUGAUGCAAAAGCGGGAGACUCGAGUGACCAUAAAGUCAAAGAUCAUAUCGAACAAAACGGAAUUAAUCAGCACAAGGAACUAACAUUAGCAGUUAUACCACGGCAAAAUGGAUUUUCCAAUUUACACAGCACCAACAAGUAACCACACAUAUGUUUUGAAAAUAAACCUCUUGCUGCUUACCGUGAGUUUUACUCAAAAUUAACAUUUCGAUUAUAUUUAAAACAUAGUAAAUUAUCUAUUAUUAAAUUUUACCCUUUGGUUCAAAAGUGGCCUUCAACAAAUUGUACAUGGCAGUUAAAGCUGCUUUAUUGCAUUAAAAAUUGCUUAUAUUUCAUAUAUUGUUAUGUAUUGACAUUACUUUCACUUUAUGUUCAUUAUCACCAUUAUAAACCAUCAAUGUAAGAUAAUGUGUUAUUUUAAGCCAUCCCUCUAAACAUACGAACAAUAUACAGACAGUGAUAUGGACGCUCACGUAAGUAACUUGAUAGUAAGGUGAUAGGGAACAAUACAAACAACAAUUUGAUGAUUUAAUACGAUAGCUGGAAUGCUUUGUAGUAUUGUAAUAAUUAUCGCUUAUUAAAGACUUCAUAAAAUUUCUAUUGUUCAUCAUAAAGAUUGGUAUUCAUGAAUAGAAACCUUAAUUACAAUGAGAGUAGCAACACACCGACCUGAACCUCGUAACUGCGGAUUUAAUGCUAAGUACUGUAACACACCAUACAUUUCAACCAGUGGAAAAUGACACUAACUAAAAAUACACUAUGUUAGUAAACUAUAUAAAGAAAAUCUUAGUAGUGUCCUGUUU